GAGUCGCCAGAAUCCAGAAGCCAGACGCGGGACUGCUCAAGUCGCCUGUGGACACAUUCUGCAAUGUCGGGGAUGCAAUGGAGUUUUGGUUUUUCCUGUCUGUUUUUCCUGAAAACAGUUUGGAUUUGCCAGGCUUUUGAUGCCGAUACCCCAGACCCCAGAGUGCUGUCCCUGGACCUUACCCUUGUUUGCAGCGACGACAAGAGCAAACAAGCCACCCUCAUCAGCUACCCCGUUACAUUCAAGGGCCAUGUUAUCAAAGACAUGCAAAUCUUCUGCAAGAAUGGAUGGAUGCAAAUGACACGUGGAAGAGGCAUUAACAUGAUUCGCAUUCAUUAUCCACAAACUUACACUUCAGUAGUUCCAGGGGCAUGUGUAUUCCGGGGACCAUACUCUGUUCCGACUAAUGACUCUAUUGAGAUGUAUAACGUAAGUGUUGCACUGCUAUGGAGCGAUGGGACACCAACCUAUGAGUCUCUUGAAUGUAAUGUUACUAAGUCACAGGCAUCCAAUGCACCUGAACCGAAGGCUAGUCCUACAUCAAGUACACCUCAACCAGAAGCAGCUUCCCACAACCAGAGCAAACUGAUAGACUGGGACGUAUUCUGCAGUCAGAAUGAGAAUAUUCCAGCCAAAUUCAUCAGUCGUCUCGUUGCGCCCAAAUGCCUAGCUGUGGAAAAGAUGGAUGUAGAUUGCAGCAAUGGACUGGUCCCAAUAACUCACGAACAUGGCUUUAAUAUGAUGCUCAUUCAGUACACCCGCAAUAAGCUCCUGGACAGUCCAGGAAUGUGUGUAUUUUGGGGACCAUAUUCAGUUCCAAAGAAUGACACUGUCGUACUGUAUACCGUUACUGCCAGGCUGAAGUGGAGUGAAGGACCUCCAACCGAUUUGUCGAUUCAAUGUUACAUGCCCAAGUCACCCGAUGCACCUAAGCCAGAGAGUUGUCUUUCAAGUCCACCUGAACCAGAGGCUAGUCCUUCAUCCAAUGCACCAGAACCAGAGACGUAUCCAACAUCAAGUGCACCUGAAAAGGUAUAUUCAGAUCAACCUGCACCUUCUCACAACCAGAGCAAACUGAUCGACUGGGACGUAUACUGCAGUCAGGAUGAGAGCAUUCAAGCCAAAUUCAUCAGUCGUCUUGUAACCUCAAAGGACCAAGCUUUGGAAAAGACGGAGAUAAAUUGCAGCAAUGGACUGGUCCCAAUAACUCAAGAAUUUGGCAUUAAUAUGAUGCUCAUUCAGUACACUCGCAAUGAGCUCCUGGACAGUCCAGGAAUGUGUGUAUUUUGGGGACCAUAUUCAGUUCCAAAGAAUGACACUGUCGUACUGUAUACCGUUACUGCCAGGCUGAAGUGGAGUGAAGGACCGCCAACCAAUUUGUCGAUUGAAUGUUACAUGCCCAAGUCACCCGUUGCACCUAAGCCAGAGACUGGUCCUACAUCCAAUGCACCAGAACCAGAGACUUAUCCAACAUCAAGUGCACCUGAAAAGGUAUCUUCAGAUCAACCUGCACCUUCUCACAACCAGAGCAAACUGAUCGACUGGGACGUAUACUGCAGUCAGAAUGAGAGCAUUCCAGCCAAAUUCAUCAGUCGUCUUGUAACCUCAAAGGACCAAGCUUUGGAAAAGACGGAGAUAAAUUGCAGCAAUGGACUGGUCCCAAUAACUCAAGAAUUUGGCAUUAAUAUGAUGCUCAUUCAGUACACUCGCAAUGAGCUCCUGGACAGUCCAGGAAUGUGUGUAUUUUGGGGACCAUAUUCAGUUCCAAAGAAUGACACUGUCGUACUGUAUACCGUUACUGCCAGGCUGAAGUGGAGUGAAGGACCGCCAACCAAUUUGUCGAUUGAAUGUUACAUGCCCAAGUCACCCGUUGCACCUAAGCCAGAGACUGGUCCUACAUCCAAUGCACCAGAACCAGAGACUUAUCCAACAUCAAGUGCACCUGAAAAGGUAUCUUCAGAUCAAGCUGCACCUUCUCACAACCAGAGCAAACUGAUCGACUGGGACGUAUACUGCAGUCAGAAUGAGAGCAUUCCAGCCAAAUUCAUCAGUCGUCUUGUAACCUCAAAGGACCAAGCUUUGGAAAAGACGGAGAUAAAUUGCAGCAAUGGACUGGUCCCAAUAACUCAAGAAUUUGGCAUUAAUAUGAUGCUCAUUCAGUACACUCGCAAUGAGCUCCUGGACAGUCCAGGAAUGUGUGUAUUUUGGGGACCAUAUUCAGUUCCAAAGAAUGACACUGUCGUACUGUAUACCGUUACUGCCAGGCUGAAGUGGAGUGAAGGACCGCCAACCAAUUUGUCGAUUGAAUGUUACAUGCCCAAGUCACCCGUUGCACCUAAGCCAGAGACUGGUCCUUCAUCCAAUGCACCAGAACCAGAGACUUAUCCAACAUCAAGUGCACCUGAAAAGGUAUAUUCAGAUCAACCUGCACCUUCUCACAACCAGAGCAAACUGAUCGACUGGGACGUAUACUGCAGUCAGAAUGAGAGCAUUCCAGCCAAAUUCAUCAGUCGUCUUGUAACCUCAAAGGACCAAGCUUUGGAAAAGACGGAGAUAAAUUGCAGCAAUGGACUGGUCCCAAUAACUCAUGAAUUUGGCAUUAAUAUGAUGCUCAUUCAGUACACUCGCAAUGAGCUCCUGGACAGUCCAGGAAUGUGUGUAUUUUGGGGACCAUAUUCAGUUCCAAAGAAUGACACUGUCGUACUGUAUACCGUUACUGCCAGGCUGAAGUGGAGUGAAGGACCGCCAACCAAUUUGCCGAUUGAAUGUUACAUGCCCAAGUCACCCGUUGCACCUAAGCCAGAGACUGGUCCUACAUCCAAUGCACCAGAACCAGAGACUUAUCCAACAUCAAGUGCACCUGAAAAGGUAUCUUCAGAUCAACCUGCACCUUCUCACAACCAGAGCAAACUGAUCGACUGGGACGUAUACUGCAGUCAGAAUGAGAGCAUUCCAGCCAAAUUCAUCAGUCGUCUUGUAACCUCAAAGGACCAAGCUUUGGAAAAGACGGAGAUAAAUUGCAGCAAUGGACUGGUCCCAAUAACUCAUGAAUUUGGCAUUAAUAUGAUGCUCAUUCAGUACACUCGCAAUGAGCUCCUGGACAGUCCAGGAAUGUGUGUAUUUUGGGGACCAUAUUCAGUUCCAAAGAAUGACACUGUCGUACUGUAUACCGUUACUGCCAGGCUGAAGUGGAGUGAAGGACCGCCAACCAAUUUGUCGAUUGAAUGUUACAUGCCCAAGUCACCCGUUGCACCUAAGCCAGAGACUGGUCCUACAUCCAAUGCACCAGAACCAGAGACUUAUCCAACAUCAAGUGCACCUGAAAAGGUAUCUUCAGAUCAACCUGCACCUUCUCACAACCAGAGCAAACUGAUCGACUGGGACGUAUACUGCAGUCAGAACGAGAGCAUUCCAGCCAAAUUCAUCAGUCGUCUUGUAACCUCAAAGGACCAAGCUUUGGAAAAGACGGAGAUAAAUUGCAGCAAUGGACUGGUCCCAAUAACUCAUAAAUUUGGCAUUAAUAUGAUGCUCAUUCAGUACACUCGCAAUGAGCUCCUGGACAGUCCAGGAAUGUGUGUAUUUUGGGGACCAUAUUCAGUUCCAAAGAAUGACACUGUCGUACUGUAUACCGUUACUGCCAGGCUGAAGUGGAGUGAAGGACCGCCAACCAAUUUGUCGAUUGAAUGUUACAUGCCCAAGUCACCCGUUGCACCUAAGCCAGAGACUGGUCCUACAUCCAAUGCACCAGAACCAGAGACUUAUCCAACAUCAAGUGCACCUGAAAAGGUAUCUUCAGAUCAAGCUGCACCUUCUCACAACCAGAGCAAACUGAUCGACUGGGACGUAUACUGCAGUCAGAAUGAGAGCAUUCCAGCCAAAUUCAUCAGUCGUCUUGUAACCUCAAAGGACCAAGCUUUGGAAAAGACGGAGAUAAAUUGCAGCAAUGGACUGGUCCCAAUAACUCAAGAAUUUGGCAUUAAUAUGAUGCUCAUUCAGUACACUCGCAAUGAGCUCCUGGACAGUCCAGGAAUGUGUGUAUUUUGGGGACCAUAUUCAGUUCCAAAGAAUGACACUGUCGUACUGUAUACCGUUACUGCCAGGCUGAAGUGGAGUGAAGGACCGCCAACCAAUUUGUCGAUUGAAUGUUACAUGCCCAAGUCACCCGUUGCACCUAAGCCAGAGACUGGUCCUUCAUCCAAUGCACCAGAACCAGAGACGUAUCCAACAUCAAGUGCACCUGAAAAGGUAUAUUCAGAUCAACCUGCACCUUCUCACAACCAGAGCAAACUGAUCGACUGGGACGUAUACUGCAGUCAGAAUGAGAGCAUUCCAGCCAAAUUCAUCAGUCGUCUUGUAACCUCAAAGGACCAAGCUUUGGAAAAGACGGAGAUAAAUUGCAGCAAUGGACUGGUCCCAAUAACUCAUGAAUUUGGCAUUAAUAUGAUGCUCAUUCAGUACACUCGCAAUGAGCUCCUGGACAGUCCAGGAAUGUGUGUAUUUUGGGGACCAUAUUCAGUUCCAAAGAAUGACACUGUCGUACUGUAUACCGUUACUGCCAGGCUGAAGUGGAGUGAAGGACCGCCAACCAAUUUGCCGAUUGAAUGUUACAUGCCCAAGUCACCCGUUGCACCUAAGCCAGAGACUGGUCCUACAUCCAAUGCACCAGAACCAGAGACUUAUCCAACAUCAAGUGCACCUGAAAAGGUAUCUUCAGAUCAACCUGCACCUUCUCACAACCAGAGCAAACUGAUCGACUGGGACGUAUACUGCAGUCAGAAUGAGAGCAUUCCAGCCAAAUUCAUCAGUCGUCUUGUAACCUCAAAGGACCAAGCUUUGGAAAAGACGGAGAUAAAUUGCAGCAAUGGACUGGUCCCAAUAACUCAUGAAUUUGGCAUUAAUAUGAUGCUCAUUCAGUACACUCGCAAUGAGCUCCUGGACAGUCCAGGAAUGUGUGUAUUUUGGGGACCAUAUUCAGUUCCAAAGAAUGACACUGUCGUACUGUAUACCGUUACUGCCAGGCUGAAGUGGAGUGAAGGACCGCCAACCAAUUUGUCGAUUGAAUGUUACAUGCCCAAGUCACCCGUUGCACCUAAGCCAGAGACUGGUCCUACAUCCAAUGCACCAGAACCAGAGACUUAUCCAACAUCAAGUGCACCUGAAAAGGUAUCUUCAGAUCAACCUGCACCUUCUCACAACCAGAGCAAACUGAUCGACUGGGACGUAUACUGCAGUCAGAACGAGAGCAUUCCAGCCAAAUUCAUCAGUCGUCUUGUAACCUCAAAGGACCAAGCUUUGGAAAAGACGGAGAUAAAUUGCAGCAAUGGACUGGUCCCAAUAACUCAUAAAUUUGGCAUUAAUAUGAUGCUCAUUCAGUACACUCGCAAUGAGCUCCUGGACAGUCCAGGAAUGUGUGUAUUUUGGGGACCAUAUUCAGUUCCAAAGAAUGACACUGUCGUACUGUAUACCGUUACUGCCAGGCUGAAGUGGAGUGAAGGACCGCCAACCAAUUUGUCGAUUGAAUGUUACAUGCCCAAGUCACCCGUUGCACCUAAGCCAGAGACUGGUCCUACAUCCAAUGCACCAGAACCAGAGACUUAUCCAACAUCAAGUGCACCUGAAAAGGUAUCUUCAGAUCAACCUGCACCUUCUCACAACCAGAGCAAACUGAUCGACUGGGACGUAUACUGCAGUCAGAAUGAGAGCAUUCCAGCCAAAUUCAUCAGUCGUCUUGUAACCUCAAAGGACCAAGCUUUGGAAAAGACGGAGAUAAAUUGCAGCAAUGGACUGGUCCCAAUAACUCAUGAAUUUGGCAUUAAUAUGAUGCUCAUUCAGUACACUCGCAAUGAGCUCCUGGACAGUCCAGGAAUGUGUGUAUUUUGGGGACCAUAUUCAGUUCCAAAGAAUGACACUGUCGUACUGUAUACCGUUACUGCCAGGCUGAAGUGGAGUGAAGGACCGCCAACCAAUUUGUCGAUUGAAUGUUACAUGCCCAAGUCACCCGUUGCACCUAAGCCAGAGACUGGUCCUACAUCCAAUGCACCAGAACCAGAGACUUAUCCAACAUCAAGUGCACCUGAAAAGGUAUCUUCAGAUCAACCUGCACCUUCUCACAACCAGAGCAAACUGAUCGACUGGGACGUAUACUGCAGUCAGAAUGAGAGCAUUCCAGCCAAAUUCAUCAGUCUUGUAACCUCAAAGGACCAAGCUUUGGAAAAGACGGAGAUAAAUUGCAGCAAUGGACUGGUCCCAAUAACUCAUGAAUUUGGCAUUAAUAUGAUGCUCAUUCAGUACACUCGCAAUGAGCUCCUGGACAGUCCAGGAAUGUGUGUAUUUUGGGGACCAUAUUCAGUUCCAAAGAAUGACACUGUCGUACUGUAUACCGUUACUGCCAGGCUGAAGUGGAGUGAAGGACCGCCAACCAAUUUGCCGAUUGAAUGUUACAUGCCCAAGUCACCCGUUGCACCUAAGCCAGAGACUGGUCCUACAUCCAAUGCACCAGAACCAGAGACUUAUCCAACAUCAAGUGCACCUGAAAAGGUAUCUUCAGAUCAACCUGCACCUUCUCACAACCAGAGCAAACUGAUCGACUGGGACGUAUACUGCAGUCAGAACGAGAGCAUUCCAGCCAAAUUCAUCAGUCGUCUUGUAACCUCAAAGGACCAAGCUUUGGAAAAGACGGAGAUAAAUUGCAGCAAUGGACUGGUCCCAAUAACUCAAGAAUUUGGCAUUAAUAUGAUGCUCAUUCAGUACACUCGCAAUGAGCUCCUGGACAGUCCAGGAAUGUGUGUAUUUUGGGGACCAUAUUCAGUUCCAAAGAAUGACACUGUCGUACUGUAUACCGUUACUGCCAGGCUGAAGUGGAGUGAAGGACCGCCAACCAAUUUGUCGAUUGAAUGUUACAUGCCCAAGUCACCCGUUGCACCUAAGCCAGAGACUGGUCCUUCAUCCAAUGCACCAGAACCAGAGACUUAUCCAACAUCAAGUGCACCUGAAAAGGUAUAUUCAGAUCAACCUGCACCUUCUCACAACCAGAGCAAACUGAUCGACUGGGACGUAUACUGCAGUCAGAAUGAGAGCAUUCCAGCCAAAUUCAUCAGUCGUCUUGUAACCUCAAAGGACCAAGCUUUGGAAAAGACGGAGAUAAAUUGCAGCAAUGGACUGGUCCCAAUAACUCAAGAAUUUGGCAUUAAUAUGAUGCUCAUUCAGUACACUCGCAAUGAGCUCCUGGACAGUCCAGGAAUGUGUGUAUUUUGGGGACCAUAUUCAGUUCCAAAGAAUGACACUGUCGUACUGUAUACAGUUACUGCCAGGCUGAAGUGGAGUGAAGGACCGCCAACCAAUUUGUCGAUUGAAUGUUACAUGCCCAAGUCACCCGUUGCACCUAAGCCAGAGACUGGUCCUACAUCCAAUGCACCAGAACCAGAGACUUAUCCAACAUCAAGUGCACCUGAAAAGGUAUCUUCAGAUCAACCUGCACCUUCUCACAACCAGAGCAAACUGAUCGACUGGGACGUAUACUGCAGUCAGAAUGAGAGCUUUCCAGCCAAAUUCAUCAGUCGUCUUGUAACCUCAAAGGACCAAGCUUUGGAAAAGACGGAGAUAAAUUGUAGCAAUGGACUGGUCCCAAUAACUCAAGAAUUUGGCAUUAAUAUGAUGCUCAUUCAGUACACUCGCAAUGAGCUCCUGGACAGUCCAGGAAUGUGUGUAUUUUGGGGACCAUAUUCAGUUCCAAAGAAUGACACUGUCGUACUGUAUACCGUUACUGCCAGGCUGAAGUGGAGUGAAGGACCGCCAACCAAUUUGUCGAUUGAAUGUUACAUGCCCAAGUCACCCGUUGCAUCUAAGCCAGAGACUGGUCCUACAUCCAAUGCACCAGAACCACAGACUUAUCCAACAUCAAGUGCACCUGAAAAGGUAUCUUCAGAUCAACCUGCACCUUCUCACAACCAGAGCAAACUGAUCGACUGGGACGUAUACUGCAGUCAGAAUGAGAGCUUUCCAGCCAAAUUCAUCAGUCGUCUUGUAACCUCAAAGGACCAAGCUUUGGAAAAGACGGAGAUAAAUUGUAGCAAUGGACUGGUCCCAAUAACUCAUGAAUUUGGCAUUAAUAUGAUGCUCAUUCAGUACACUCGCAAUGAGCUCCUGGACAGUCCAGGAAUGUGUGUAUUUUGGGGACCAUAUUCAGUUCCAAAGAAUGACACUGUCGUACUGUAUACCGUUACUGCCAGGCUGAAGUGGAGUGAAGGACCGCCAACCAAUUUGUCGAUUGAAUGUUACAUGCCCAAGUCACCCGUUGCACCUAAGCCAGAGACUGGUCCUACAUCCAAUGCACCAGAACCACAGACUUAUCCAACAUCAAGUGCACCUGAAAAGGUAUCUUCAGAUCAACCUGCACCUUCUCACAACCAGAGCAAACUGAUCGACUGGGACGUAUACUGCAGUCAGAAUGAGAGCAUUCCAGCCAAAUUCAUCAGUCGUCUUGUAACCUCAAAGGACCAAGCUUUGGAAAAGACGGAGAUAAAUUGCAGCAAUGGACUGGUCCCAAUAACUCAAGAAUUUGGCAUUAAUAUGAUGCUCAUUCAGUACACUCGCAAUGAGCUCCUGGACAGUCCAGGAAUGUGUGUAUUUUGGGGACCAUAUUCAGUUCCAAAGAAUGACACUGUCGUACUGUAUACCGUUACUGCCAGGCUGAAGUGGAGUGAAGGACCGCCAACCAAUUUGUCGAUUGAAUGUUACAUGCCCAAGUCACCCGUUGCACCUAAGCCAGAGACUGGUCCUUCAUCCAAUGCACCAGAACCAGAGACUUAUCCAACAUCAAGUGCACCUGAAAAGGUAUAUUCAGAUCAACCUGCACCUUCUCACAACCAGAGCAAACUGAUCGACUGGGACGUAUACUGCAGUCAGAAUGAGAGCAUUCCAGCCAAAUUCAUCAGUCGUCUUGUAACCUCAAAGGACCAAGCUUUGGAAAAGACGGAGAUAAAUUGCAGCAAUGGACUGGUCCCAAUAACUCAUGAAUUUGGCAUUAAUAUGAUGCUCAUUCAGUACACUCGCAAUGAGCUCCUGGACAGUCCAGGAAUGUGUGUAUUUUGGGGACCAUAUUCAGUUCCAAAGAAUGACACUGUCGUACUGUAUACCGUUACUGCCAGGCUGAAGUGGAGUGAAGGACCGCCAACCAAUUUGUCGAUUGAAUGUUACAUGCCCAAGUCACCCGUUGCACCUAAGCCAGAGACUGGUCCUACAUCCAAUGCACCAGAACCACAGACUUAUCCAACAUCAAGUGCACCUGAAAAGGUAUCUUCAGAUCAACCUGCACCUUCUCACAACCAGAGCAAACUGAUCGACUGGGACGUAUACUGCAGUCAGAAUGAGAGCAUUCCAGCCAAAUUCAUCAGUCGUCUUUUAACCUCAAAGGACCAAGCUUUGGAAAAGACGGAGAUAAAUUGCAGCAAUGGACUGGUCCCAAUAACUCAAGAAUUUGGCAUUAAUAUGAUGCUCAUUCAGUACACUCGCAAUGAGCUCCUGGACAGUCCAGGAAUGUGUGUAUUUUGGGGACCAUAUUCAGUUCCAAAGAAUGACACUGUCGUACUGUAUACCGUUACUGCCAGGCUGAAGUGGAGUGAAGGACCGCCAACCAAUUUGUCGAUUGAAUGUUACAUGCCCAAGUCACCCGUUGCACCUAAGCCAGAGACUGGUCCUACAUCCAAUGCACCAGAACCAGAGACUUAUCCAACAUCAAGUGCACCUGAAAAGGUAUCUUCAGAUCAACCUGCACCUUCUCACAACCAGAGCAAACUGAUCGACUGGGACGUAUACUGCAGUCAGAAUGAGAGCAUUCCAGCCAAAUUCAUCAGUCGUCUUGUAACCUCAAAGGACCAAGCUUUGGAAAAGACGGAGAUAAAUUGCAGCAAUGGACUGGUCCCAAUAACUCAUGAAUUUGGCAUUAAUAUGAUGCUCAUUCAGUACACUCGCAAUGAGCUCCUGGACAGUCCAGGAAUGUGUGUAUUUUGGGGACCAUAUUCAGUUCCAAAGAAUGACACUGUCGUACUGUAUACCGUUACUGCCAGGCUGAAGUGGAGUGAAGGACCGCCAACCAAUUUGUCGAUUGAAUGUUACAUGCCCAAGUCACCCGUUGCACCUAAGCCAGAGACUGGUCCUACAUCCAAUGCACCAGAACCAGAGACUUAUCCAACAUCAAGUGCACCUGAAAAGGUAUCUUCAGAUCAACCUGCACCUUCUCACAACCAGAGCAAACUGAUCGACUGGGACGUAUACUGCAGUCAGAAUGAGAGCAUUCCAGCCAAAUUCAUCAGUCGUCUUGUAACCUCAAAGGACCAAGCUUUGGAAAAGACGGAGAUAAAUUGCAGCAAUGGACUGGUCCCAAUAACUCAAGAAUUUGGCAUUAAUAUGAUGCUCAUUCAGUACACUCGCAAUGAGCUCCUGGACAGUCCAGGAAUGUGUGUAUUUUGGGGACCAUAUUCAGUUCCAAAGAAUGACACUGUCGUACUGUAUACCGUUACUGCCAGGCUGAAGUGGAGUGAAGGACCGCCAACCAAUUUGUCGAUUGAAUGUUACAUGCCCAAGUCACCCGUUGCACCUAAGCCAGAGACUGGUCCUACAUCCAAUGCACCAGAACCACAGACUUAUCCAACAUCAAGUGCACCUGAAAAGGUAUCUUCAGAUCAACCUGCACCUUCUCACAACCAGAGCAAACUGAUCGACUGGGACGUAUACUGCAGUCAGAAUGAGAGCAUUCCAGCCAAAUUCAUCAGUCGUCUUGUAACCUCAAAGGACCAAGCUUUGGAAAAGACGGAGAUAAAUUGCAGCAAUGGACUGGUCCCAAUAACUCAAGAAUUUGGCAUUAAUAUGAUGCUCAUUCAGUACACUCGCAAUGAGCUCCUGGACAGUCCAGGAAUGUGUGUAUUUUGGGGACCAUAUUCAGUUCCAAAGAAUGACACUGUCGUACUGUAUACCGUUACUGCCAGGCUGAAGUGGAGUGAAGGACCGCCAACCAAUUUGUCGAUUGAAUGUUACAUGCCCAAGUCACCCGUUGCACCUAAGCCAGAGACUGGUCCUACAUCCAAUGCACCAGAACCACAGACUUAUCCAACAUCAAGUGCACCUGAAAAGGUAUCUUCAGAUCAACCUGCACCUUCUCACAACCAGAGCAAACUGAUCGACUGGGACGUAUACUGCAGUCAGAAUGAGAGCAUUCCAGCCAAAUUCAUCAGUCGUCUUGUAACCUCAAAGGACCAAGCUUUGGAAAAGACGGAGAUAAAUUGCAGCAAUGGACUGGUCCCAAUAACUCAUGAAUUUGGCAUUAAUAUGAUGCUCAUUCAGUACACUCGCAAUGAGCUCCUGGACAGUCCAGGAAUGUGUGUAUUUUGGGGACCAUAUUCAGUUCCAAAGAAUGACACUGUCGUACUGUAUACCGUUACUGCCAGGCUGAAGUGGAGUGAAGGACCGCCAACCAAUUUGUCGAUUGAAUGUUACAUGCCCAAGUCACCCGUUGCACCUAAGCCAGAGACUGGUCCUACAUCCAAUGCACCAGAACCAGAGACUUAUCCAACAUCAAGUGCACCUGAAAAGGUAUCUUCAGAUCAACCUGCACCUUCUCACAACCAGAGCAAACUGAUCGACUGGGACGUAUACUGCAGUCAGAAUGAGAGCAUUCCAGCCAAAUUCAUCAGUCGUCUUGUAACUUCAAAGGACCAAGCUUUGGAAAAGACGGAGAUAAAUUGCAGCAAUGGACUGGUCCCAAUAACUCAUGAAUUUGGCAUUAAUAUGAUGCUCAUUCAGUACACUCGCAAUGAGCUCCUGGACAGUCCAGGAAUGUGUGUAUUUUGGGGACCAUAUUCAGUUCCAAAGAAUGACACUGUCGUACUGUAUACCGUUACUGCCAGGCUGAAGUGGAGUGAAGGACCGCCAACCAAUUUGUCGAUUGAAUGUUACAUGCCCAAGUCACCCGUUGCACCUAAGCCAGAGGCUAGUCCUACAUCCAAUGCACCAGAACCACAGACUUAUCCAACAUCAAGUGCACCUGGAACUAGCCCUGAAGGAAGCGCAACCGCUGCACCCGGAACUAGCCCUGAAGGAAAUACGACUGCUGCUCGAAACGCCUAUCCAAGAAAAUCGAACCAGACCACUUCCACAGAAGAUGUGCUUGACGAUACAUCCAACUACAUUAUUAAAGUGAUUCCUCACUGCAGAACAAGAGGGGAUGUUGCACUGAUAGAGAUAAUAACAGAUGUUGACCUGUCAGCUGUGGCGGUCUGCUCCAACGGCUCCAGGCACCAUUUCAACUCCACAGACUUUGUCCACUUCUACCUGCCUGUAUCCUACAACGUCACUCCCAGUGUAUGUGCGUUCACUCGCAGUAAAGCCAAUCUCUUUAAGUUGCACAUAGGAGUAUCAUGGAAAGAUCGAUUGCACGAUGUGACUACACAAAAAAAAGACUUUCUGAUAACAUGUACAUUUGAUCCACAUAAAAGCCACAGGGGUCCUACGUCGGCCUCUUCCGAGCCGCUCAUUGCUGCCAAGGAGAUCCAGUCACAUCAAGGCCCGCAAAGUGACGCUGAAGAAGUGUUUCUGAAGCUGGUAGAUAUCCGGAAUGAAACUCUCGCUGCCGCUGUCCCCUUGUCCAAGAAGGUCCGGUUGGUAGGGGAGGUCCAUGGUUCGAGCUUGGAAAGUGGUUUAAAGCCAGUGGCGUGCGAUGCUGUAGGAGUCCAACAGGGGCAGAGAUAUGCAAUAUUACGGGAUGGAUGUGGAGACGGCAUUGUGUUCGCCAAGGACAUCGGUUUCAUUACCGAAGGAAAUAAAGCUUUCAGUCCAGUUUUCGAGGUAUUCAAGCUACACGGAAAUCUGCAUUUGACGUUCAUGUGUAAUUUCACGCUCUGUACCCACUCAUGUGAUGGCAGCUCCUGUUCAAACCAGCGUCGUACAAGAAGGUCGAUGGCGUGGCAAGACAUCCCUCACGUUGCAGACUUUGACUCGUCAGCAACACCUUCCACAGACAUGGCGACAGUUCAAGUCGCGUUGCUUGUAGCCGUCGCAUUACUCAUAACCCAACUCGCAGGCCUUGCCAUAUAUGUAAACAUAAACUAGAAUGAAACGCAAAA
This is a messenger RNA of Haliotis rufescens (red abalone), 13115 nucleotides long. RefSeq names its product vitelline envelope sperm lysin receptor. The transcript has 3 exons. The record is from RefSeq and is a predicted model, not a curated record. NCBI's taxonomy places the organism in Eukaryota, Metazoa, Mollusca, Gastropoda, Lepetellida, Haliotidae. Bases 64 to 13101 code for a protein of 4345 amino acids.